CGUAAUUUACGUUGACAAACAUGGCGGUGUAGCAGCCGUUGAGGCUCAUUGCCAUGCGACGUUUGUGAGAAAUGGCAAGCAGUCAGAAUCCGCACCAGAAUGUGGGACACCAGCAGUGCUGUCCAAAAUUCCGCAAGAAGAUCAGAAGGACCUACUGCAUUUUGUGUCGCAAGUAUUAUUUAAAGGCUGAACUACAUGAGCAUAUGCACAGCAUGCUGCAUCACAGAGAGCUGGACAAAGCGUUGGGCACGAAUUCCUAUCACAUGUGCCAAGCAUGUCAGACACACUCCAUGGGUUUAAAUGAGUACGCCGAGCACAUCUCGACUGCUCAACACAAAGCCAAGUUUACAAUCUUGACGUCUAGCAAUAUAAAGGCUUACGAUGUGUUUAAGACUCUGGAUAAGGACGCCACCGACAGAAUCAGGCAGAGAAACAAGAUGCUAAAGAAACAGGAAAGGAAAACAAUGAAAAAGAAAAAGAAAAAACAGAAGCAGGCAGAGGGCCAGAAGCAUGCACAGAUGCAACAGGAAAAAAAGACUGUCACGUCCAAAGCAACGAAGCCGAAAAAGUCCCGGCAGUCGCAGUUGAGGAUAUCAAACCAGGUGCAGGAAACCCACCACAACGGAAGCAAUAACGCUGUUUUCCAAAACAAGGAGAACAGUCUGCAAAGAUCUCUCCACUACGCAGAUUCAGCUCUGCAGGAUCAAAGCGGGAGAUUCGUUUUUUGGACCGGAGAGCCAGCAGGUCGGACUUGGCAUCACCCUCACGUCGGAGAUCAGUUCACUACACCAACUCAUCACAUGAGGUAUGACAGUAACUUUUCUGUCAGCAAUCAGUUCAGCAAAGCCGCAGUCGGUAGCUCACAAACAGACAGACAUCUAGCAGGACCACACAAGCCUCAAUGGGAUGCCGCUUACACCACACAGCAAAUACAGCUGCCUGACGUCAGCCAGCCCAACUAUCGCAACGGGCAGUACAGUUGUGGUACAUAUAGAGACUUCCCCAGCGAUUGCUUCCCUCGGAAUGGAGUCAUCAUCUUUGAUCGUUGCCAAGGUGAGAGUUCGGGAUCUUCUCAGCCACGACAAGAAUGUUCACGCGGUUCAGAUCAACCUGCUUCAGCCGACAAAUCUGCCAACGCAGCCCCGAUAAGGGAUGUUGAUGUCAGUGCCAUGCUGAAGCAAAUCAGGAGAGUGCUGGGUGUGCGGGAGCCUUGUAGAGCAGAUCGAGAAGCCCGGAGGCAGAACGCCGCGCAGCAAGCUGGAGGUGAGACGGAGCGGCGAGCAGGCGUCUCCUUCAGGAGCCACGUCACCUCUGCGAGUGCUGUGCCGCCUCCUCAGGUCAACGGCCCUGCUGCUCCUGCUGCUGUUUGUCCUUCCACUGUACCUCCUGCUAAGCCAAAACCAACAGUGUUCAAAACGACACAAGAAACAACUCAGUAUCACGAAAAGAGCUCUGUAGCCACAGGCGGAUUGUCAGACAGCCGGCAAACAGAGUCUCAGGUGGCUGUCGACAGCUGGACUUCUCCUAACCGAUCUACUGUCAAAGCUACGUCAUUUGAGCCCAAAUCGAACAGCACCCGUAAGGUCCGAAUCGCCCACAAACCAACCAAAGCUCAGGGGGACAGAGAGGUCAGACUGAAACCAACCCUGAACAAGUUGCUCAGCUUAUCAGGGGCCAGGAGUAAGCUGAGCUGGAGCCAGAUGUGUGACAACAUGAGGAGGAAGAAGCUAAAAAGCAUGCCCAGGUUUGGAAUCAAGUUUGUAAACCCCCCAGUUGACCAAGAACGCUCAACACAACCACAGGACAGCGACCUGCCUCUGUCCGAGGGUUUCCACUGGGAGUCGAUUCCAGACAGUCCUUCAGCUCUGGACAUGACUUUCCCACCUGCCCCGCCCCCACAGACCACAGCCGCUGACCGUCACACAGAGACACAGUCAGAAACUCAGAUACAGGAACCUUUGGAGGAACCUGAUGCAGCUCAGACACGCUGCAGCAGUCAGACAGCAGCAGGACUCUCUGUGAAGGUGGAACCAAAGUUGGACGAUGAGUAUGAAGUUUCGACCAACAGCGGUGUUCCCAGCAACAGGAAACACAAAAUGUUGGCAGAUGAUGGCAUUCCUGAUCAGGAGCCAAGAGGAAAAAAGAAGAAAACAAAGUCAAACAAGGACAGCACGCCGAUGGAACAGCUCCUGGUGGUGUCUCUGAGGGAGGAGGAGUUGAGCCACUCGCUGCAGGAUUUGGACAAGUCUCUGUUCCAGGCCCGCAAUGCCCUGCAGGCUGCCUACACAGAAGUCCAAAGACUGAUGUUGCUCAGACAUCAGUUCACGACUGAGGUCAAUGACCUGAGAGCCAAGCGCAUUGAGAUCCUGCAGGAAAUGCAAGAAGGGUACACUGGAGCAUCUGGUGUGGUGGAGAAAGCCACCACCUCGUCAGCACCGUCUGCUGCAGCUGCUGUGCAGCCUCCUGUGCCUCUCUCCUCUGGUGCCUUCCCCACCUCCUCAAGCCAACAAUCACCUGCAACAACCCCAGCAUCGUCUGUCCCCCAGCCUCAGCCAGCUCCCCUCGCUCUGUCAGGAAAACAAGAAAUGGUCCAGCAGCCCGCAGCUGGACAGACCAGCUACUCUGCCAACACAGUGUCGUGUAAAGCUGAUGCCCCUCAGGUCUCUAUGAACCAAGCUGUGCCUUUAUUUCCCCCCUCUCUGCUGCUCCAACCAUCACACCUAACCACUCCAACAAGCGGUGCUGCUUCUGCUCAACAACCUACAGCAGAGUGCUCAACGUCGGUGAAGACACCUCCUCCUCCUGAAUCACCUGCCAGGCAGCAGAAGCAAGAGAAACAAAAGGGGCUGAAGGGCUGCAUACAGACAGCGACGUUGGCAGAAGAAACACAUCCAGCUGAAAGAAUUUCUGAGGAAGCAGUAAAUCACAACAAAGAGCAAGUUGAAUUAAGAGAGCCAGUAGCUGACAAGUCUGUCCCUGAAAGAGAAAGUAGUGCUGCUAUAGUAAUUGAUGAAGGGAACCAAAGCGACGGCUCUGUAGAACUGAUUGAUCCCUCCAACUGCGUGGUCAUAGAUAUCGUCGAAUCCGACAACGAGGACCCGCCAGAGAAAGGGUCUGAUGUUCCGGUGCAGCCAGAGCCGCCGCAGAACUCUGCAAGCACACAGACGUUUCAGCAAAGUGACAGCGACAGAAAAGUUAAGCCUCCAGCUAUGACGGCAAAAGAAGAAAAGACUCCUGCAGAGCCUGUUGAGGAUGAGGAACCUUCAGUGGGAGCGUUUGAAAAUCACACCGGCCCCGUCCUCGGCCUCCAAGUUCACGAUGGCUUGUUGUACACGUGUUCAGGGGACAACACAGCGCGGGCCUACAGUCUAGCGAGCAGAGAAUGCCAAGCAGUGUUCGAGGGUCACACCAACAAAAUCAACUGUCUGCUGGUGUCGUCCCUCCCGAACAUGCCGACGCGCCUCUACACCGGAUCCAGCGACCAAACCGUCCGCUGUUACAGCAUAAAGUCUAAGAAGUGUCUGGAGCUGAUCUCCCUGCCAGACAGAGUGUUGUGUUUGCACAUAGCCUGGAACAUUCUGUACGUCGGGCUCGCCAGCGGAUCAGUCGGAAGCUACGAUUUAAAGACCCUGAAGCAGCUGGAUGUGUUCGAGUGCCACGGCCCCCGAGGGGUGAGCUGUCUGGGUACGACUCAGGAGGGCGCCCGCCGGCUGCUGCUGGUUGGAUCGUAUGACAGCACCAUCAGCGUACGAGACGCCAAGAGCGGCCUGCUGCUGCGCUCGCUGGAGGGCCACACCAAGACGGUGCUCUGCCUGAAGGUGGUGAACGACCUGGUGUUCAGCGGCUCCAGUGACACGUCCGUGCACGCCCACAACAUCCAUACGGGCGAGUUGAUUCGCAUCUACAAGGGUCACGGUCACGCCGUCACGUCGAUUGUCAUCUUGGGGAAAGUGAUGGUAACAGCCUGUCUGGACAAACUGGUUCGAGUCUAUGAGCUGCAGUCCCAUGACCGCCUGCAGGUCUACGGAGGCCACAGCGAUAUGGUGAUGUGCAUGUCUGUACACAGGAGUGUGAUCUACACGGGCUGCUACGACGGCAGCGUUCAGGCCGUAAAGCUCAACUUGAUGCAAAACUACCGCUGCUGGUGGCAGAACUGCUCUCUGAUCUUCGGCAUCUCGGACCAUCUCGUCCAGCACCUUGUUGGAGAUCACACCAACCCCAGCUUGCAGACGGUCAAGUGUCGCUGGAGAAGCUGCGACGCCUUUUUUCCCACACGGCAGUCGGUUAAAGAGGAGCUGCCCGAACACAUGCAGAGUCACGUGACGAGCGACAGCGAGAUGCAGCCCUGACAGCAGCGGAGGUCACGUGAUGGAGACUCAUCCAUCGCAACACAUGAGCUCAUCUUUUUGUUUACUAAUAUUUUCAUUUUUGGUUAUAUAGAAACACAAGAUUCAGGGUUUGGCUGAUCGUAUCCCUUUAGUCUUGUGUGAACUGUAUAACCUUUGUUUCCUCAGACGGGAAAGGCAACUCGUUUUUGAUCCCACACAACGAUUUCCUGCUGCUGGUAGGAUCACGUUCAUUUCAUUUUUCCCCAUUAGUUAUGUGAAGCCAUCUGCUAUCAGUAAUUCAGCUCUAUCUACUGAGUACAGUGAUUCCAGGGUGUUUCCUGUGUUGAAGAAUGAUAGCGCCCCCUAGAGAAGCUUCAGCAGGAGCCAAAGCUAAUGCAUGUUUUUUCCAUUGGGGUUCAAUUACUCACGCGUAGUAGACAUUAUUGUUUAUUAGAUUAUAUGAAAUUAACAGGAAAAUGCAUCAUUAACAUGUAGAACCCAGGAAAUGUUCCCUUUCCCUUUAUAGUUUUGUCCAACACAUGUUUUAAACCAAACUCUGUGAUGCUGUAUUAAACUCAUGCCUUAAUUUUUGUAUAUUGUACAGUCUGUACUUCAUUUGUUUAAUACCUACUGUAUGUGUACAGCGAAUAAACGGACAAUAAUUUACA
This is a messenger RNA of Stegastes partitus (bicolor damselfish), 4996 nucleotides long. Its product is annotated as zinc finger protein 106-like. The coding region runs from base 72 to 4349 and encodes 1425 amino acids. The record is from RefSeq and is a predicted model, not a curated record. Gene Ontology annotation, cellular component: cytosol; membrane. Gene Ontology annotation, molecular function: RNA binding; SH3 domain binding. The transcript is spliced from 21 exons. NCBI's taxonomy places the organism in Eukaryota, Metazoa, Chordata, Actinopteri, Pomacentridae.